CGCGCGCCGCCGCCGCCGCCGCCGCCGUCUCGGUCUCCGCAGUGAGGUCACGGGUGGGCGGCGCGAACGCGGCGCCUGUUCCGCUCCCCGCGGCCGCCGGAGCCCCCGCGGCGCCGGGUUAUCAGGAAGGAUGAGCAGAACUCUGUGCUAGCACACGGCAUGCAUCCAGCCCAUGGCCUGGAUCUCACCUCUAUUACUAAUAACUUGGGCUGGGAAAAUUCUGACACACGCCAGUGACAUCUGGGCGAAAGGUGACUCUCUAGGGACGUUUAGUUUUUGCCGUCAGUCUGGAUCAGCCUUUAAUUUCAGGAUUUAUUUGUGAACUGCCAUAGUAGCUGUCACGGUGCUGGUGGUGAAAUCAUAAAGCUGGCAGCACAAUAAAGCAAGCCCUUAAGAUUGUGUUUGAUCUCUGGGAGCUCAAAGUGCUGAAUAAAAUUUUCAUACAACGUAAACUACGUUUUGGAUCAGUUUCGUUAAGAUUGACAUUCUUCUAACUGAGCCCAUUUUUCUAUUUUAAUAUUUAAAUAGAGACUUAUUUGAAAAGACAGUAUAUUUUUUAAAGGAAAAAGAACGAUUGAGGAUGAACACCCAUCAACGCAUCGUUUUUUACUAAAUUGCUGGACAAGACUACUGUGUAAAGUAGUGGCUAGGGUAUGAAGAAAACCUUUUGUAUACAUAUUGCAUUGGGGUUUUUAUAUUAUGAAAUUGAACAAAUAGCUAAGAAAAUAGUGUAACCCCUCCAUUAGUAGUUUUACAGUAUUACAUACAGAAUGGGUUACAGUUUUUACUGCUGGAUGCUGAAGAAGAUGUUUUAGGGAAAGGAGCGUGCAGCUCCAAGAUCACAUGAAACUAUUUUUUAUAUAAAAAGUAAGAAAAUGCACAUUCAAGACUGGCUUAAUUAAAGCUCAGUGUUUAGCAAUGGAAAGCCCACAGAUAAACUUCCCUCUAGGUCUGGUUUCAGACCAAAAAAGAAGCAGGAUCCAAGAGGAUGGGAGUCCUCCACUGAAAAAAGCAAUGACUGAAAUGCAUGUAAAUAACAAAGUACAGGUAGUAAUAAAUAAAUUGCCAACAAUAAAGAAGGAAAACCUGGAUGACUAUGAUGAAGCUCCAGUGGAGGCUGAUGGGGAAACCACCAAGCCAAACAGUGCUUCACUAUCUGAGCCUUUGAGUUUAAAUCCAGGUUUGAAACACACGCUGGCACAGUUCCACCUAAGCAGCCAGAGUUCACUGGGUGGACCUGCAGCUUUCUCAGCUCGGUAUUCCCAGGAAAGUAUGUCACCCACUGUCUUCCUGCCUCUCCCAUCACCACAAAUCCUCUCUGGUCCGCUGCUCAUCCCUCCAGACAGCUCCACGGAGCUCACGCAGACCCUGCUGGAGGGGGAAUCCAUCUCUUGUUUCAAAGUCGGAGGAGAAAAAAGACUUUGCCUGCCUCAAGUGUUGAAUUCGGUUCUCCGAGACUUUUCCUUGCAGCAGAUCAACACGGUGUGUGAUGAGCUCUACAUCUACUGCUCAAGGUGCACUUCUGACCAGCUGCACAUUCUGAAGGUUUUGGGAAUUCUUCCGUUCAACGCUCCGUCCUGUGGGCUCAUUACGCUGACGGACGCUCAGAGACUAUGCAAUGCUUUACUGCGCCCUCGCACUUUCCCCCAAAGUGGCAGUUUCCUCCCUGGUAAGAACACCUUGGCCCAGCUGAAAGAGACUGGCAGUGCCUUCGAAGUAGAGCAUGAAUGCCUGGGCAAGUGCCAGGGGUUGUUUGCACCUCAGUUCUACCUUGCCCCGGAUGACCCGUGUAUCCAGUGCUUGGAGUGCUACGGGAUGUUCUCACCCCAGACCUUCGUGAUGCAUUCACACAGAUCCCCGGACAAGAGGACCUGCCACUGGGGGUUUGAGUCGGCCAAGUGGCACUGCUACCUGCACAUUAACCAAAAAUACCUGGGCACAUCAGAAGAGAGAGAGCUGAAGCAUCUCUUGGAGGAAAUGAAGGAGAAAUUCAGCGAGAAAAAUCAGAAAAGAACUCGGUCCAAAGCAGAGCCACAGCAGAACCUGGAAUUAUCACAGUGGUAUCCAGUUAUAAAGCAAGAAGCAGAAACUGAUCCUCAACCACCUUCCUUUUUCCACCCCAGUUACUACCUUUACAUGUGUGAUAAAGUGGUUGCCCCGAAUGUGUCUCUUGCAUCUCAAUAUAAAGAUGUUGCAAAAACAGCGGUAAAAGCUUCAGAAGUUAAUAAAUCCUCACCUGGGCAGUCAGAGAAGAAGCUCAGUAGUGGAAAGCACAAAAAAUCUGCCUCCUAUCCAGAGCUUUCUCUUGAAGAACAGGAAAAAAUGGACUUGAAAACUGGGGUGGAGCAGCCAAAUAAACGUUUAGAUCCUCCUGUGUCAACUCGUUCUGCGAGAGGUGCAAAGUCUGAGCGCGUUUCUUCCAAAAUCCCCAGAGACUCUGUCCGUGGGGAGGGAGGUGCUGAUGCACGAACCUUGUCCCCCACGCUCAUGAAGGACAUCAGCUGUGAGGAUGACAAGGGAAGGAUCAUGGAAGAAGUCAUGAAAACCUACAUCAAGCAGCAUGAGAAGCUGAACACGAUUUUGCGGAGGAAGCAGCAGCUCCAAAUGGAAGUGGAAAUGUUAAGCAACUCUAAAGCUAUGAAGGAGCUGACUGAAGAGCAGCAGAAUUUACAAAAAGAACUCGAGUGUUUGCAAGCAGAGCAUGCACAAAGAAUGGAAGAAUUUUAUUUUGAGCAGAGAGACUUGGAGAAGAAACUGGACCAAGUGAUGAAGCAAAAAUGUAGCUGUGACUCCAAUUUGGAAAAAGAUAAAGAAGCUGAAUAUGCAGCACAGCUGGCAGAGUUGAGGCAGAGGUUGGAUCAUGCAGAGGCAGAUAGACAAGAGCUCCAGGAUGAACUGAGACAGGAACGAGAGGCCCGGGAAAAGCUGGAGAUGAUGAUAAAGGAACUGAAGCUACAGAUCCUGAAAUCUUCAAAAAAUGGGAAAGGAAAAUAGAAAUUGGAAGAGGAAGCAUGACUGUGUCCUUCAAACAGGGUGUUUUGGUUUUCAUGAUUGUGAACAAUUUUUGUGUGCUGAGAAAAAGUGUUCUCUAUGGAUUUCUAUUUCCCAGACAAGUCCAGAUUAAGAUAUACAUAGAUAUAAAUAAAUAGAGAUAGACAUUUUUAGAUUUUCCUAGCCAAUGAAAAUCUGCAUUGAUUUGUACUGGUGUUUUUUUCAAGCAAUGAAAAAAUACGAAACUCUUGAUUUAGAGUGACCAGUUUCUGUCUAUUUCUAAUGCAGUCUUAAGGACUCUACACCUUUUAACACUGUCUGUUAAAACAUAUGUGGGUAUCUUUAUUUUGCUAUCAAUUGCACAUCCAGUUAUAAAAGUACAUUUAAAAUAUCCUCAAUUCUUCAAAGUCUUAAAUAGUUUGGGUUUCAGUAUUCUUGAACUGAGGAAAGUAAAGGCAGCUUUUUGUCUGUAAGGCAGAGCUCAAAAUUGCCAGAACUGACUGUUGAUUGAGUAUCAAAAGUGAUUUACCAGCAUGAGUUUUUCCCAUAAUUUCAUUAUGUGAAGUCAGCUGAUCUUUUCAGUAUUGUCUAUUUAACAACUCGUUAUCAAUCUAAGGAGUGUUAGAGCCAGCAUUCGCUUGCUCUGCUGGAAGAGGAAAACAUUAGGGGUUGUUUUUUUUUUUUUAUUUGGUUUGGUUUUGUGAAUUUAAAAUUUGCAGUUACAGUGGAAUCUUGGGAAGUUAAAAAUUCACAAGUUUUCUUCUGUUUUCUUCUAUUACAUAUGAAAGAAACGUUAAUAAAAGGCUUGAAGGUGGGGCUUUUCCUUUUAGAAACUGAGAAAGCUUGAUUUAACUGUUUUUCAGAUAUCGAUGCUUUCAACAAAAAGAAUAUUUAUUAAGGAAUAUGUAUUAAUUUCUUCAGUACCCUAAGCCUCUACACUUUGAGCUUCUUGCCAACUUGUGGAUUUUUCUUUCAUUACAUAGAACAGGCCUUAACUGACAUUGUGAUCAUAGCUUAAAAUAUAAAAUUCUGAGGUAUGGCACUUUGAAAAAUCAUUUUGAUAGUCUCUGUAUUUGAAUGGCAUGGUAGGGUUACCAUGAAUUAAGAAAAUACAGCAUGUUUGUUAAGCUAUAACAUUGGGAAAUGUGUAAUUGUACAGAAUUACUGUUUUAUGUAUAUAUAUAAUGUCUGAGUACUUCUGAAGUCUGGUUCCUAGUGGGUUAAAUGCAUGGCUAAAGUUGGAUGAAGAAAAACUUUUUUGCACUUCUCUCCAAAAAAUUGGAUACAGCUGGCAGAUGUCAGCUGGUCAUGUCAGUGAUAGGAAUAUUUUAGUAAUUCUAGUGUUUCACAACAUAAUUUUAACUUGUACUUUUAGUUUCUGGUUUUGAGGUACUUAAGUUUAAUAUUCUCUUAAUAAUUCAAUUAUUUUUGGAUGAAACCACUAGUAAAAGCCUACAUUCAUUUUUUUUCCCCUCCUCAAUGAGUAAAACAGAAAAAUCUUUUUUGCUUCUCUGUUAGUGAUAUAACAAGAAUGAAUAUCACAGUGAAAGAUAAAAUUGCACAUAUUUUUAAAUUGAAUGAGAAAUGAGGUGGUAAAUUAAAUGUCACAGAGUCAUAGGAUGAUUUUUUAAUAACUGUACAAAUUUGUUUAUGAGCUCUAUGUCAUAUUUACACUGACAAGGUUAGAUGAAAAGAAAAAAAAAUUCCUUUGUCAGUGUUGAGAAUCAUAGAAUGGUUUGGGUUGGAAGGGAUCUUAAAGAUCAUCUAAUUCCACCUCUUCCUGGAAAAGAAUACCAGGAUUAUAUUUUUCUCUUCUUCAGCUCCCAUCUCCAGAUUUUUCCUUUGGGAAAAAAAAAAAAAAACAAAAAACAAAAAACAACCUAGGGAAAAAAAAAAGAAAAAAAGCAAACUUAAAAGGAAAAGGCCUAUUUUUGCAGCUUGGUUUGGAGGGAAAGGUACUGACUCAAUGGUUCUGGUUGUGUGUGCUGGGGGUGUGAUGGCUGGGGAGCAGAGCAUUGCAGAUAAGGCCUCCUGAUUAUUUUUUAACAUCUGGCUGGUAAAGCCAAUGGAACAUUUAUUAAAAUGACCUUAAAAGUAUCUUUGUAAAUAUUCCAUUUAGUUAAUCUAAAGUUAGAAUGCAUUUUAAAUUAUUGUAAUCCUCUUAAAAUUCUUAAAUACUACUUUCAGGCUUUUGACGUAACAUAAUCAAUUUUCAUACGUGUAGACUUAAUUUUAUACUGAUUUUAAGUAAUAAUGUAUACAUAAAUGUGCCAUAGACCUUUGUGUGCUCACAGUCUCUGAAAGAUAGUUUUUUAGCAAAUUGUAAAUAAUGCUCUUUAAGUUUUAGAAAAAAGAUAUGUUGACCUUUUUUCUACCUUAUCCUAAUUUUGUUGAAUAGUUCAUUUUACAGCCUGACAUAGGAACUUGGAAUGCACACUUGAGGGCCCUUACUUAAGUGCACACUUAAUGGUAGAGACUAAAUCAGUCAUUAGGUCUUUGCUUUUAGUCACAGCAUGCUCAUUUUAUGUAUUUGGUUUGCCUUCAGUCAUUGCUUGCUGAUCUUUUCAGGCAAGAAGUAAAUUUCCCAGAUAGUUGUAACAUGAAGCCUGUAGAACAAUGCUCUAAAAUUGUCUAUAAUUUGAAAGUCACUUUCUUAAACACCUACACCAAGAUGGAAGUUGCCUAGUGCACCUUUUGGAAUAAGUAGGAUUGGAGGUGAAUACCUAAUUUGCUCCUAUACUUUUAUAAAAAGGACUUUAACACACUUUGUGUACUUUAAUCAAUAAAAUAUGAGAGCUUAGAGGAUAAAACUCUUGUAAUUUUGGCAGCCUGGAAACACCUCACUCACAGUGUAACCAGGUGUCCCUCAACGAAAGAGAUUUUUAUCUAAAUCUCCAAACUUAGUUAAAUCUGUGUUUUAGUUUUUGUAAAGCAUAUCAUUCAGUUGGAGUAUUUAGAUGAAUGUAGUUAUGUUUCACAUUCUUAAACUAAUAAUUUUAUUCUAUAUUUAAUAUAUUGAUAGCUUAGGUGUAAAACCAUCUGUACAUAGUAAAGGCAUAAUGCAAUUAGUGAUGUAGGAAAAGUUGGGUGGGAACAUAAAGCUACUGAUUGGCCUGAAAAUAAAUAAGUCUCGGCCUGUAUUUUAGAAGUCACAAUGUUUUAUUCAUGAAUUCUUGUUUUGUAUUGGGGGAGGGGAUAGCUAGAAUGUGUUAAGACAUUUUUGGAAACCUUUCCUAGCAUUAGUUGGGAAGUUGGCCUCGAAAUGCUGUUGUGGUCAACUUCCUAGAAUUCACUUGUUUGUAGAGUAUAUAUUUUGAUUGUCAGUAAAGAUAACAACUUUGUAUUUUUUUCUGCACUUAAUUCGUGUAAUUAAUCCACACAAGAGAGUUUUCUAUAACAUGGUUAAGUUGACAAAAGAUGUAAUUUCUCCUACCUAUUAAUCUGUGCUUGCAAUAUUUCAGUAAUUGUAUUUAAGCCAUCGAUAGUAAGCAGCAGAAAGCUGCAAAUUUCAAUUUUCUUUUUGCUCAUUACAUUUGUAGUGUGAGUGUUCAUUGGUUUUCUUUACAGAAAGCUUGUAGAAUUUUCUAUUUGCUGCAUAUAUCUAUUUAAAAAAUACAGUCAUUUUUUAGCUUUUGUUAAAGCAGUUAUUGCUUACGAAUUGCACGACGAUUUUAUAGUGUGUCUCCCUUACUUAGCAAAUUGGUUUUUUCAGGGUUAGUGGUUCAGUUGGAAAAUGCUUGAAAAAUGAGUUUUAAGCACUUCAUCAAGCACAGCAAACACGGUAUAAAAUUUUGCUAUUUGAAAAUUAAUUAAGUGUAACGAUAUCAAUUGAAUUUUUUUUUCUUCUAAGAGAUACCUCACUGAAAGGAAAGCACAGCUGUACUGUAUUUAAAUGAAUUCUAGGAAAUAAUAAAAAGUUGGUCUGAAAUAUUUCGUUGCCAUCAUGUUGCUUUCUGUGAUUGACAGAAUGUUUUUUGUGUUUUCAUCCUCACUCUCUGAAGUAUUUAUUGCUGUUGACAUGCCAGUAUAAUUCUCUCAAAUGACAGAAAGUAGCUGCAAAACAGCUGAGUCCAUGUUAGCUCAAGGCAACAGGUUGAGUGACAAUUCUGAAACCACAGGAAAAGCCUGUGAAAAAUUAUCAGUGCAUUCAACAAUUUUUAAUACUUUGCCAAUGAUGUACAGUCUUAUUGUCAGCGUUGCUGUGGUUGCAUCACACGACACACAAAACUGUCCUCUACCUCACGUGAGAUUUAACAGAUAUUUUAUAUGGUUUUAGUAGACAAGAUGCAUCUAUCUGGUCACUUAGUUUACAAAUUUUGAAUUAUAUUUAUUGAAACAUGACAUACUGUGCUCUUAGCUUAUACCUCAAUUGUAUUUUGUGCUGUUAUCCAUUUCCAUGCCUUGUAAAUACCUGUAUAGAUCGUGGACUCAAAAACAAAUAAAGAACUGUAAUGUCAGAA
Molecule: messenger RNA, 7451 nt
Organism: Taeniopygia guttata (zebra finch)
Lineage: Eukaryota; Metazoa; Chordata; Aves; Passeriformes; Estrildidae
Gene: SKIL
Product: SKI like proto-oncogene
Biological process (GO): negative regulation of transforming growth factor beta receptor signaling pathway; negative regulation of transcription by RNA polymerase II; negative regulation of BMP signaling pathway
Cellular component (GO): nucleus; cytoplasm; transcription regulator complex
Molecular function (GO): RNA polymerase II cis-regulatory region sequence-specific DNA binding; DNA-binding transcription factor activity, RNA polymerase II-specific; SMAD binding
Source: RefSeq, a predicted model, not a curated record